GCGGGAUGUCUGCGUGUCCAUGAGUGCGUGUGCUUGGUGAAGGCGCCACGUCGGCAGAAGCAGCAGAGAGAAGAGCAGCAGCGGCGGCAGCAGCAGCGGCGGGUCUGCAGAAACUCUGGAGAAGUUGGUUGUUUGGAGGGCUGACGGACUGACGGACUGACAGCUGCAGGGUUCAGGUUCCCCCUCCAAAACCCAGACCGAGGCCCGUUUCUCAAUCUGCUGCUGGCUCAGGUGUUCCAGCCAGAAGCACUGGGAACAAUGGUGAAGGUUUUUCCGCAGGACGUGAACAGCGUGAACGUGGAGCCGCAGCCCGGGACCAGCCUGGCCUUGGACGAAGCUGAGCCCGCCGACAGCCAGUCCCCAGAGGACCCCGGUAAAGAUCACGCCGUCGCUCCGCCUGGCAUGGUGUGGCGGGUCACUGGCGGCCUCUUCAACGUCACCAAGGGCGUAGUCGGCGCCGCGGUGGGCGGAGUCGCCUGGGUGGGCGGGAAGAGCCUGGAGAUCACCAAGUCGGCGGUGACCACGGUGCCGUCGGUGGGCGUGGGUCUGGUGAAGGGCGGCGUCUCCGCCGUGGCCGGCGGCGUCUCCAGCGUGGGCUCUACAGUCGCCAACAAAGUGCCGUUCACCGCCAAGAGGAAGGACAAGUCAGAGUGAGGUGGCGGUGAUGAUGAUGAUGAUGACUGACGGAUUGCCCCGCCCUGAGCCAAUCGAGACAGGCGGAUCUCGACCAAUCAGAUGCCACCGUGCCUUCCCCCGAUCGCCUCGUCACAACAACUCCAGACUGUAAAAUAAAGACUGUGCAGCUCUACUUUACCGACCCAAACGUGUUCUGCUCUGCGUUGGUGACGACACCCUGAUGAACCCCUCUACCAGUUUAUGGACCAGUGUGAGGCCACGCCCUCUUCCUGCUCUCCAACCACAGACGUCUGCUGAAACCUUUCUGUCUUCAGAUGCUGAUUUUUGUGCUUUCUGUCUGUUUUGAAGUAUUAUUGCAACCUGUCUGUCAGUAAAGUGUGUGUUGAGGGAUCAGACUGUUUCUUCUGAGUCGCCCCCCCCCCCUUCGCUCUGCAUGCAGGAACAUCUCUGAAAUAUCUGAAGAGUGACGAGUCUCUGCAGCCUCUUUAUGGUGAAACUUGUUGAGCCUGAAUUACUCAGAAAAUUGAACUGUUCCUGUAAUCAGAUGUUUACUCUGCUGCAGGAAUCAGUCAUUAGCAUUUCAAUGCAGCUGUUGUUGAGAAUAUGAAAAAUGUUUAUGUAUUUUUUUUCAAUAUAUCAAUAAAAUAGUUUAGAAGGUUAAACAUAAA
Messenger RNA from Xiphophorus hellerii (green swordtail), 1304 nucleotides. RefSeq names its product transmembrane protein 263. The record is from RefSeq and is a predicted model, not a curated record. The transcript has 3 exons. NCBI's taxonomy places the organism in Eukaryota, Metazoa, Chordata, Actinopteri, Cyprinodontiformes, Poeciliidae. The coding region runs from base 259 to 654 and encodes 131 amino acids.